CUAUCUCUGUCUUUCUCCUUCCCACCUUCCCAAUUCCCAGUGUCAGUGUCACUCAGACUUCUAUUGUCUGCCUACAGAGUUAUUCUUCUUUCCCAGAUCAGCUUCUAUAAUGGCAAGCCAAUCCACCAAGGAUCAAGAAACAAUCUACGACUUCACUGUUAAGGAUGCUAAAGGAAAUGAUGUAGAUCUUAGCAUUUACAAGGGAAAAGUCCUACUGAUCAUUAAUGUUGCUUCCAAAUGUGGAUUGACCAACUCCAACUACAAAGAACUGAAUCAAUUACAUGAGAAGUACAAAGAUCAAGGCUUGGAGAUAUUAGCAUUUCCAUGCAAUCAAUUUGGUGAGCAGGAACCAGGAAGCAAUGAUCAGAUCUUAGAUUUUGUCUGCACUCAAUUCAAAUCAGAAUUUCCCAUCUUUGAUAAGAUUGAAGUGAAUGGAGACAAUGCUGCUCCUCUAUAUAGGUUCCUAAAAUCAGGGAAAUGGGGAAUCUUUGGAGAUGAUAUUCAAUGGAACUUCACAAAGUUCCUUGUUGAUAAGAAUGGGCAUGCUGUUGAUCGCUAUUAUCCCACAACUUCUCCUCUUACCAUUGAGGUGAUGGCAUUCUGCUGACUUUGUGACACUAUUGCAGAUAGAUGUCAAGAAGUUGUUGGGGGUCAUGUAAGUGCUGAGAUUUGAAGGCUUCACGAGGUCAUAAUAAAUGUAAAGCAAGUGGAUGCUUGACUUGUGUUUGGUGUCUGGUUCUGUGCCGUUGAGAUGCAUGAAAGUUGUAAUGGAUAAUAUUAUACUUAAAAAUCUAAUUGCAGUUCCUGAAAAUGCAGUUCCAAAUUCAAGUUUUUGUUGUUGUGUGUUUAAUCAUGACAUUUUAUUGAUACCUCUAAUGGUAGAGAUUGAUUUUCUCA
Molecule: messenger RNA, 897 nt
Organism: Cornus florida
Lineage: Eukaryota; Viridiplantae; Streptophyta; Magnoliopsida; Cornales; Cornaceae
Product: probable glutathione peroxidase 8
Exons: 6
Coding region: 110-607 (165 amino acids)
Biological process (GO): response to oxidative stress
Molecular function (GO): glutathione peroxidase activity
Source: RefSeq, a predicted model, not a curated record